GACUGGGCUUCAAUAAAACCCCGGCGAGGGGCCCCGCGCGCAAAAAUGGCUGGGGCAAUUAUAGAGAACAUGAGCACCAGGAAGCUGUGCGUGGUCGGCGGGAUCCUGCUGGCGCUCCAGGUCGUCGCCUUCCUGGUGGGCGGCUUGAUCGCUCCAGGGCCCACGACAGCUGUGAAUUACCUGUCGGUGAAGUGUGUGGAUAUCCGGAAGAACCACCACAAGGCAAAAUGGCUGAUACCUUGGGGCCUCAACAAGUGUGACAAGAUCCAGGACAUCGAGGAAGCAAUUCCGCGGGAGAUCGAAGCCAAUGACAUCGUAUUCUCCGUCCACAUUCCCCUCCCCAACAUGGAGAUGAGCCCCUGGUUCCAGUUCAUGCUCGUCAUCCUGCAGCUGGACAUUGCCUUCAAGCUCAACAACCAAAUCCGAGAAAAUGCAGAGGUGUCCAUGGACGUUUCCCUGGCUUACCGCGACGACAUGGUCGCUGAGUGGACGGAGAUGGCCCAUGAGAGGGUGCUGCGGAAACUCCAGUGCACCUUCAACUCCCCCAAGACGCCAGAACAUGAGGGCCGCUACUACGAGUGCGACGUGCUCCCCUUCAUGGAGAUUGGCUCCGUAGCACAUAAGUAUUACCUGCUGAACAUCCGGCUGCCUGUGAACGACAAGAAGAAAAUCAACGUCGGGAUUGGGGAGAUCAAGGACAUUCGGCUGGUGGGAAUCCACCAAAACGGAGGCUUCACCAAGGUGUGGUUCGCCAUGAAGACCUUCCUGACGCCCAGCAUCAUCGUCAUCAUGGUGUGGUACUGGCGCAGGAUCACCAUGCUGUCCCGGCCCCCCGUGCUUCUGGAGAAGGUCAUCUUCGCCCUGGGGAUCUCCAUGACCUUCAUCAACAUCCCCGUGGAGUGGUUCUCCAUCGGCUUCGACUGGACCUGGGUGCUGCUGUUCGGGGACAUCCGACAGGGCGUCUUCUACGCCAUGCUGCUGUCCUUCUGGAUCAUCUUCUGCGGCGAGCACAUGAUGGAUCAGCAUGAGCGGAACCACAUCUCCGGGUACUGGAAGCAAGUUGGCCCGAUUGCUGUGGGCUCCUUCUGCCUCUUCAUAUUUGACAUGUGUGAGAGAGGCGUACAACUCACCAACCCCUUCUACAGUAUCUGGACUACGGAUGUGGGGACGGAGCUGGCUAUGGCCUUCAUCAUCGUGGCGGGGAUCUGCCUGUGCCUCUACUUCCUCUUCCUGUGCUUCAUGGUGUUCCAGGUGUUCCGCAACAUCAGCGGGAAGCAGUCCAGCCUGCCCGCCAUGAGCAAGGUGCGGCGGCUGCACUACGAGGGGCUGAUUUUCAGAUUCAAGUUUCUCAUGCUGAUCACCCUGGCCUGUGCCGCAAUGACUGUCAUCUUCUUCAUCGUUAGCCAGGUGACCGAAGGCCACUGGAAGUGGGGCGGCGUCACGGUGCAGGUGAACAGUGCCUUUUUCACAGGCAUCUACGGCAUGUGGAACCUGUACGUCUUCGCGCUGAUGUUCCUGUACGCGCCGUCCCACAAGAACUACGGGGAGGACCAGUCCAACGGUGACCUGGGCGUGCACAGUGGCGAGGAGCUGCAGCUGACCACCACCGUCACCCACGCAGACGGACCCACCGAGAUCUACAAGCUGACCCGCAAGGAGGCCCAGGAGUAGGCAGCGCUGGCCCCGGGGUCUCCCAGCCUCGGCGCUCCUGGACCUGGCGGGCGGCCUCCGGAGUAGCCUUUGGAGGCUGAAAGUGAUGACGAGGCCGUGGUGAGGAGGUCUGGGCCGGGUUAACUAGGACGCGGGACGGCACCAGCAGGCGGUCGGCGAGACUCGAGUGUCCUCUGGAAAUGCCUGGCCGCGUGGGGUGUAGACGAGGGGACUGCGGCUCGCUCUUCUGGUCUUAGGUUCUGGGGUAGAUUUCUAACACUCACAGUCCGGUGUGCUGGUGCCUUCACACCUCACCCGUGACCACUUCUUUCUAUUUAUAUCACCAAGUAACCGACUGAGUUAAUAUUUAAGUUGUCAGUAGAGCUCUGUCCCUGUUUUUAUGGCUUACUACAAAAUAAUUGAAUUUCGUGAGGUCUGUUCGACCAGAGGCAUUUCAGCUUUGAAACCAAAUCUGUGUAUCUGCUACUAACCAGGCUGUCUGUCGGUGUGGGUUUAAGAAAAAAUGUUUGUUUAAUCACCCCAGUAGGAUUUGUGGUAUUAAAUGGCCUUUGGG
Molecule: messenger RNA, 2224 nt
Organism: Fukomys damarensis (Damara mole-rat)
Lineage: Eukaryota; Metazoa; Chordata; Mammalia; Rodentia; Bathyergidae
Gene: Wls
Product: Wnt ligand secretion mediator
Exons: 13
Coding region: 46-1671 (541 amino acids)
Biological process (GO): intracellular protein transport; Wnt protein secretion; Wnt signaling pathway
Cellular component (GO): endomembrane system; organelle membrane
Molecular function (GO): Wnt-protein binding
Source: RefSeq, a predicted model, not a curated record